Brassica napus (rape) is the source of this 2166-nucleotide messenger RNA. RefSeq names its product U-box domain-containing protein 35-like. The transcript is spliced from 2 exons. Gene Ontology annotation, biological process: protein phosphorylation. The coding region runs from base 325 to 1551 and encodes 408 amino acids. The record is from RefSeq and is a predicted model, not a curated record. Gene Ontology annotation, molecular function: ATP binding; protein kinase activity. NCBI's taxonomy places the organism in Eukaryota, Viridiplantae, Streptophyta, Magnoliopsida, Brassicales, Brassicaceae.
GUAAAGGAAAACCAUUUUUAAACAAAAAAUCCAUAGGCGGCCGAUGCCCCACCCUUAUUGGUUGUACAUCCGCCACUGCAGAUAACCAGGUAUGCUAAAAUGUAGUUUUAAAAUGCAUUUUCUUGUAAAUGGAAUAAUAAUGCAAGGUUGCUUGUUUAGGUAAACCUAAGCUUUGAGGUUGAGAAGUUGAGAGCUGAGCUUAGACAUGUUCAAGAAAUGUAUACUGCUGCUCAAACCGAAACCUUUGAUGCUUCUCGAAAGGUUAAGGCUGCUAGUCUCUUAUAUCUUUGCAUUUGAUGCGAAACCUUUUAGUUUGUUUUCUCAAUGCAUCUUGUUAUAACGUUUCAGCUUGCUGAGCUUAACCAACGUCGGUUAGAAGAAACAAUAAAGCUCGAAGAGCUAAAGCUAAAGGAGUAUGAAGCUCGAGAGUUAGCAGAAAAGGAAAAGCAAAACUUCGAAAAAGCGAGGAGAGAUGCAGAGAGCAUGAGAGAAAGAGCGGAAAGAGAAAUUGCGCAGAGAAGAGAAGCUGAGAGAAAAGCCGCUCGUGAUGCUAAAGAGAAAGAGAAGCUUGAAGACACUCUUGGCUCUCCGCGGCUUCAGUAUCAGCACUUCACUUGGGAAGAAAUUGUAGCUGCCACUUCAUCGUUCUCAGAAGAGUUGAAGAUUGGAAUGGGAGCUUAUGGAUCUGUUUACAAGUGUAAUAUGCAUCACACAACCGCAGCUGUCAAAGUUCUGCAUACCGCUGAAAGUGGUCUGUCCAAACAGUUCCAACAGGAGCUUGAAAUCUUGAGCAAGAUUCGGCACCCACACUUGGUACUCCUUCUAGGAGCAUGCCCUGAGCAAGGAGCUUUAGUUUAUGAGUACAUGGAAAACGGUAGCUUGGAGGACAGACUAUUCCAAGCCAACAACAGUCCACCACUCCCGUGGUUUGAGCGGGUUAGGAUCGCAUGGGAAGUAGCUGCAGCUCUUAUCUUCCUCCACAAAUCAAAACCUAAACCGAUCAUUCACUGUGAUCUAAAACCGGCAAACAUCUUACUUGAUCACAACUUUGUAAGCAAAGUCGAAGACGUUGGACUCUCAACGAUGGUUCAAGUCGACCCUCUAUCAACUAAAUUCACUAUUUACAAACAAACAAGCCCUGUCGGAACGUUGAGUUACAUGGAUCCAGAGUAUCAACGCACGGGAAUGAUAUCAUCUAAAUCAGAUGUGUAUUCAUUUGGAAUGAUAGUUCUUCAGCUCCUCACAGCAAAACCACCUAUGGCAUUGACACACUUAGUUGAGAGUGCAAUGGAUAGUAACGAUGAGUUUCUCAAGAUCUUGGAUCAGAAAGCAGGUAACUGGCCAGUUGAAGAAACUAGAGAAUUGACUUCAUUGGCUCUAUGUUGCACAGAGCUGCGUGGGAAAGAUAGGCUUGACUUAAGAGAUCAGAUUCUUCCGGCGCUCGAAAGCCUGAAGAAAGUAGCUGAGAAGGCAAGGAAUUCGAUUUCCAGUGUGCCGACUCAACCUCCGUUUCAUUUCCUCUGCCCCUUACUUAAGGUAGCUCUUAUAUAAACCUUGUUCUUUAUGUCAUUGGUUACUUGCAAGUCAAGUAACUGGUUAGAUGAGAAUACUAAAAUGUGAGAGCUUGUUUAUUCAAUGCAGGACGUAAUGAACGAGCCAUGCGUUGCGGCUGAUGGAUACACAUAUGACCGUCGUGCGAUAGAGGAGUGGUUUGAGGAGCACAACACAUCGCCGAUGACUGAUUCACCGUUACUUAGCAAGAACCUUCUGCCCAACUAUACUCUUUACACAGCCAUCAUGGAGUGGAGGUCUAGACUAAAGUAAAACCAAAACUGUGUAGCGUUUUUUGGGUGUAUAAAAGGCAAGACGUCCCACUGUGUAUUCUUCCUGUUCCGUUCUUUCGAAGCGAACUUUUGUUUUGUGAUUCUAAAGAUAAACCGAACUUAUAAUUAAUUGUCACAGGUUAAAAACCGAAACCACACGCCUUUAUUUAUUUUUGUUAUCUAUAUUUAUUUAUGGCCAUUACAGAGAACAAAGGAUCUUGUCGUCUUCAUUACCCAAAAAGAAACAGUAGCUUUCUGUCUCAGAUUCCUCCUCCAUUGACAACAAAAAAAAAAACAAGACUCCAAAAGCUCUGUACCUACGCUCUCUGUAUUACAUGUUACA